Messenger RNA from Funneliformis mosseae, 792 nucleotides. The record is from the annotation of a GenBank genome assembly. NCBI's taxonomy places the organism in Eukaryota, Fungi, Glomeromycota, Glomeromycetes, Glomerales, Glomeraceae.
AUGGCCAUUGCAUCACAAAUUUUUAGCAAUGAAAAUUCUCAUAAUUCUGCUAUGAUAAUGGAGCUGAAAAGUAUAUUUAAACCUCUAAAAUCUACUAUAUAUUGCAUUGAUAAUAAAAAAUUUAGCAAUAGCGUCUUGGUAACUAAUAUUAGGGCUCAAGUUUGCUAUCAGUUAAUAUUUAAAGAAAAAAAGGAACUAUAUGCGACUAAAGCUGAGCCAACUCUGCAGGCUAGCUUAUAUUAUCACGUCCAAAAAGGUCAGAGACCAGUGCUGUUGUUCCUCAUAUAUGUUGGUCAUUGCAGAUCCUUGAAUUUGCCUUCUCAGAGUAUCUAUAUCGAUAAAGUAAUAAUAGAAUCACUAACGGACUUCAUUUCUCUCAUACCUAAACUGGGAGAUGAUAGUCAAGUGAGCCAAAUUGCUCAGUUCCUAGCGGCUCUGAAUUUUGCUAUGAGCAGGUUCAACAAUUAUUACCAAAAUUUGCAAUUAAAUAACGAUAGCCCAAAUGAUCAGCGUUAUUUCCCUUAUUUUUCAACUUAUCAAGACAAGAAUAACAAUCGAAUCGGGUUCAAAUAUAUCCAUCUGCUGACUGAGGACUUUCAAAGACCUAUUUGGAAGGCUAAAGCCAAAAACCGUUCAAUUGUCAUCAAGUUUGCUCGAAGAUAUGGUGUGAAGGCAUACAACAUAUGCGCUAAGCUAAGACUCGCUCCAAACUUGUUAUACAGUGAAAACCUUCAAAACGGAUUCAUGAUGAUUGUUAUGGAUUAUGUUGAUGGAGAUCCAUUAACAACAUAA